CAACAGAGAAAUAAAAGGAAAAAUAAUUAGAAAAAAUGACAAGAGGAAACGAAAAAAACGGGAAAAACAAACGCUAGAGAAGUUAAUCAAGAAAUGAUUGGGUGUCGUUCGAGUAACAGAGUGAUGGAACCGAAAAAAUGACAGCAAAUUCCUUAUUUGCAUGUCUUGUCGUUUUCUUCUCUCUUCUUUAGUCCCUCCCCCCUCUUCAUGCCACGCCCUCCUACGUCGUCCUCCUCCCGGACGACUCCGAGUGGCACCCCUCCUCCCCAUCGCACCUCCCUCCAUUUAUCUUCCCUUUUCACCUUCUCCUGGAUCAAAACCCUCAGACUCAAACGUUCCAAAACUUCCGAAAAACUCUACCAAAAAUACGUCAGAUCCUAUAAACUCAAAUAAUCAACAUCCUCAUUUUCAUUCUCCUUCUCAUUCUCGUCAUAAUCUUUAACAAUGUCGCAAAUAUUGGCACCGUUCCAAUUACUGGAACUCAAUGUUAUCUCAGCGCAGGAUUUGGCUUCCGCGGGAAGAAACAUGAGAACCUACGCGGUUGCAUGGGUUCAUCCCGAUAGAAAACUUUCCACACGCGUGGAUACACAAGGCCACACCAAUCCAACAUGGAAUGACAAAUUCGUUUUCCGCGUCGACGAUGAGUUUCUAUACAGCGACACUUCAGCGAUCAUGAUUGAGAUCUACGCUUUGCAUUGGUUUAAAGAUAUCCAUGUCGGCACCGUUCGUGUCCUUGUCGGCAACCUUAUUCCUCCGCCGGCUAGACCUUUCCACAACGACCGUGCUCCGCUAGGUAUGCGGUUUGUCGCUCUUCAGGUUCGUCGUCCCUCCGGGAGACCUCAGGGGAUUCUUAAUAUCGGUGUAACGGUUUUGGAUAGUUCCAUGAGGAGUAUGCCGCUUUAUACUUUGAAUGCCUCUGCCGUUGGGUACCGGCAUUUGAUGGGAGAAAAAGAUGCUUAUGAUAGCCAUAAUCAUCUUAGUCCUCAUGUUUUAGCCGCCAAUGGUGGUGGAGGUGCUGGUGGUGGUGGAGGUGGUAAACCUGAACUCCGACGAACGAAAAGUGAUACGAGUUCUGUUAUUGCCUCUGAAGCGAUUUUGCGUCACCAACGUGCUAUUAUUAAUAAGGAAAGAGCUAGUUCUGCAAUUUCUGGUUCUGAAGUUAGUGAUAAUAAGGUGAGAAAAAACAAGAAGAAGAAGAAAAAUAAGAAGAAAAAAUCCUCCAAUGAUGAGGCUAGUUCUAUCAUCAGCAGUGUUCUCAGCGAUGCGGUUGUUCCGUGGAUAGUUAAAAAUGGAAAAGCAAGUUCUACUCCUUCUGAUACACGUGUGGAACCACUGCCGCCACCACGGUAUAAUGAUGACGAACACCACAACAAUGAUGAAAUUGAUAUUGAUAAUCAUCAUGAUCAUUAUCAUUAUCAUGAUGAUAAUGAUGAUAACGAGAAGGACGUUUCGUUCGUUAACACUAUUUCUGAAGCACCUACAAGAGACACUGAUAUCAAUGAGAAACAGAACAUUGCCUAUCAAAUAAAGGCCACGCCAAAUCGUCAGUAUCCAAAAUCUCCGAUGAUGGAGUUUAAAGCCUCUCCGAAGCCGAAGUUUAUGAAAUCUCCCACUAUGCCAGAAUAUAUGAACUCUCCAAAGCCGCAGUUUAAGAACUCUCCUAAACCGCAGUUUCAUAAAUCUCCAAUGCCGGAGUAUAAGAAUUCUCCAAAACCCAAGUAUAUGAGAUCUCCGACUAUGCCAGAAUAUGAGAACUCUCCUAAGCCACAGUUUAAAAACUCGCCGAUGCCGGAGUAUAAGAAUUCUCCAAUGCCACAGUUUAGGAAUUCGCCUAUGCCGGAGUAUAGGAAUUCUCCUAUGCAGCAAGUUAGGAAUUCUCCUAUGCCGGAGUAUAAGAACACGCCUAUGCAGCAAGUUAGGAAUUCGCCUAUGCCGGAGUAUAGGAACACGCCUAUGCAGCAAGUUAGGAAUUCGCCUAUGCCAGAGUAUAUGAACUCGCCUAUGCAGCAAGUUAGGAAUUCUCCAAUGCCACAGUUUAGGAAUUCCCCAAUGCCACAAUUUCGAAACUCCCCAGCUGUGGCACCACAUUUUAGGAAUUCGCCUGCAGUUUCGAAGUUCAACCCUGCAAUGGGAUUUGGCGGUUCGCACAGGGGGACCCCGAAGCAUCCGUUUGGAAGGUUGAAUGCUGGAAUGGAAUAUGCAACACCGAUGAGGUCCAACUUGGCUAACAUGAGGCCAGUUAUGAUGACAGAGUCCGAGCUGGGACCAUCUCCGUCAGAGGUUGCGGCUGCAAUGGCAAAGAAGCCGGUGAUCGAUGAGGAUACCUCAACAGUGGGAGGGUGGAGCUUGGAUGAAAGUGUGGAAGGGUUGGGGUCAAAAUUAGAGAGGUGGCGGACAGAGUUGCCUCCGGUGAUAGACCAAGGUGAGCUGUCGAGCUUACCAACGACAAGCACGACGAAAACUAAAACUAGCCGCCAUUCGCGGAGGCAUACAGAUGGAGGAAAUGGGUUGUUUUCUUGCUUUAGUAAUAUCUGCGGUGUUGAGUGCUCCAUUGUAUGUGGUGGUGACUCUAAAAGCAAGGCCAAGGCCAACAAGAAUAGUCGCCGACUUACUUCUUCUGCAGACGGCAGUUCCAGCCUUCUGUGACAAGACAGCCUGAGUAGCAUUGCAUGCAUGCCUGGUGGAUCAUGGGAAAGGACUAAAAUGUGAUUUUCAUUAUUAUUCUCCUUUUUUAGUUCUUCUGUGUCAUUCCUAUCUGAAAUUAUUGGGAUUCAACAUAACUCUUAUACACAUUAUAUCAUACAAUAUAUAAUUAUGUAUUUAUAUUUAUGUAUUUAACUCUUGGUUUUUUAUAUGUAUAUGAUGAGUAGCAUUUUGUAGAAUGAUAGUCUUGGUAAGCUUGUUGAA
This is a messenger RNA of Lathyrus oleraceus (garden pea), 2907 nucleotides long. RefSeq lists its product as uncharacterized. The record is from RefSeq and is a predicted model, not a curated record. Bases 445 to 2646 code for a protein of 733 amino acids. Lineage: Eukaryota; Viridiplantae; Streptophyta; Magnoliopsida; Fabales; Fabaceae. The transcript has a single exon. Gene Ontology annotation, biological process: defense response.